Asparagus officinalis (garden asparagus) is the source of this 2373-nucleotide messenger RNA. RefSeq names its product protein SUPPRESSOR OF GENE SILENCING 3 homolog. Bases 79 to 2061 code for a protein of 660 amino acids. Lineage: Eukaryota; Viridiplantae; Streptophyta; Magnoliopsida; Asparagales; Asparagaceae. Gene Ontology annotation, biological process: defense response to virus; regulatory ncRNA-mediated gene silencing. The record is from RefSeq and is a predicted model, not a curated record. The transcript is spliced from 7 exons.
GCUGGGAUUCUGCGCACUCUCUCACACUCUCUUCGAGCUUGAGCUUUGAGUAAGAUCGAUCUUGAUAUUAAGGAGCCCAUGAGUGCAAGAAAAGGGGGAGGCAACAGCUUCUUCGCAGGGAAUGCUGGUGGAAGUAGUAAGGGAAAAGGUAUUGAUCAGCUUAACCAUGACAUGGCGAAAGUCAGCAUGGAUCCUACACAGGAGGGUGAGUGGGAGGUAAAAGGGAAGAAAUCGAAAAAUCGUGGUGGUGCUCAAAAAAUGUCAGGAGGUCCAGCACCUGCUCCAAAUGCUUGGGGUGCAAAUGGUGGAUAUGGGAGAGCAUCUGGUAAUAAUUGGCCUCAGACUGGUAAUGUUGGAGCUGGUAGGGCUGCUGGAAAUAGUUGGGCUAAUGCCGGUAAUAAUAGCAGUCCAGCUAGGGGCCCUGGAAAUUGGGCUCAGGCUGUUGGAAGGCCAGCUGGCAGGGGAUACUCAAAACCCCAACCUGCACCGAGAACUUGGGAGUCUACUUAUAUGGCACCACCACCUCCCAAUGUGCCUCCACCUCUACAUAAUGGUUGGAACUGGGGAGCAAGAACUGGUGCCUCUGGUUCGCAAGUCAAGGAUGACGAGUCCUCUAACCAUCCUCAGGAUGGAUAUGAUUCUGAAUCUGAUAUGGCUCGUGAUGAACAUGAUGUUGUAUCUGAUGACGACGAGUUACUAGAAGACAGUGAUGAUGAUCUAAGUGAUGAGUAUGAUUCAGAUGUGAGUCAAAAGAGCCAUGAGACCCGAAAGAAUAAUAAGUGGUUUAAGGGAUUCUUUGAAGCUUUAGAUAAACUGACGAUUGAAGAAAUAAGUGAACCAACAAGGCAGUGGCAUUGCCCAGCAUGUCAGAAGGGUCCUGGGGCCAUUGACUGGUACAGAGGUCUCCAGCCUUUGAUGACGCAUGCCAAGACCAAAGGUGCUAAAAGAGCUCAGCUUCAUCGUGAGCUGGCUAAACUUUUAGAUGAAGAGCUUCGACGGAAAGGGACAUCUAUAAUACCUUCUGGGGAAGCAUUUGGUAAAUGGAGGGGCCUUCGUGAAACAACAACUGAUCAUGAGAUUGUUUGGCCCCCGAUGGUUGUUGUGAUGAACACAUUACUUGAAAUAGAUGAUAAUGAAAAGUGGAUUGGGAUGGGGAACCAAGAGCUUCUUGAAUAUUUCAGCACCUAUGCAGCAAAAAAGGCUCGUCAUUCCUAUGGCCCAAAUGGUCACCGUGGGAUGAGUAUCUUAAUGUUUGAGCCUACUGCAAUGGGCUAUCUGGAGGCUGAGCGUCUGCAUAAACAUUUCUCUGAACAGGGAACAGACAAAGAUGCAUGGGAACGUCGACGGGUUCUAUUCUAUCCAGGUGGAAAGCGACAGUUAUAUGGUUACUUGGCUAGCAAAGAAGAUAUGGAAGUUUUCAACCAUCAUUGUCACGGAAAAUCUAGGUUGAAGUAUGAACUGAAAUCAUACCUGGAAAUGGUUGUGAAUCCAAUGAAGCAAAUGAGUGAGGAUAACCAACAGCUAACCUAUCUUAAACACAAGGUCGUUAAGGAAGAAAGGCGUUCUAAGGUUCUUGAAGAAACUGUUGAUGUAGUGAGCCAGAAGCUGCGUGAGACCGUGGAAGAGAACAGGAUUGUGAGGCAGAGAACAAAAAUGCAGCAUGAGGAGAAUAAAGAACAGAUGGACUUCCUGGAGCAGUUCUCCAAGGAGCAACUGGCUAAAGUUCAGAAGGACAUUGAGGAGAAAGAGAGACAAUUUGAGGUUUUACUACAAGAGGAACGUGCUAAAGCGAAGCUGUCUGAUGUGAACUCGGGAUCCAGUGAAGAACGUGAACUCAGAAAAGAAAAAAUUCAGAGGUUCAUAGACAGCCAGGUGAAGGGCGUCGAAGAGUUUGAAAUAGAAAGAGAGAAGCUGAUGCUCGAACAUGAAGAGAAGAAGGUUGAGCUCAAGCGCAGGUAUCUGGGGGAGGAAGUUGAACUGGAGAAGGAAUUUGAUACUGCUCUCACUAAAUUGAUGAGCAAGUAUGCCCCUAGUUCCUUUGAGACUUCCACCAGGUCUUGAUUAACCUGACUUUAUGACCAAAUAUAGCGAAGCAAAGAGGAUACUAAUUUCCAGAGGAUACAGAGUAUGCUAGUAAAGUGAAAUAACUUUAAAGAACUUUAUUUAAUUUGUCGUCAUGGUAUCUGAGGAAAACCUUACAACAUUUCCAUGUUUAGCUUACAGUUUAAAAGUUUACAGAAAUAUGAACUGCUUGUUGCUUAGAGUUACUGAGUUUGAAGUGAUCUGUUGUUAUCAUGAGUAGUUCCUGAAAGUUUCGCGUCUCACUUUGCGUUACAUUGGUCGAUAGAAUGUAAUGUUAGUGUCGCUUUAUUA